Taeniopygia guttata (zebra finch) is the source of this 3333-nucleotide messenger RNA. It is a transcript of the gene AMH, whose product is annotated as anti-Mullerian hormone. Gene Ontology annotation, molecular function: growth factor activity. NCBI's taxonomy places the organism in Eukaryota, Metazoa, Chordata, Aves, Passeriformes, Estrildidae. The record is from RefSeq and is a predicted model, not a curated record. Gene Ontology annotation, biological process: gonad development; Mullerian duct regression.
GCCACUCAAGGCCACCCUGGUUAAAAGGGAGAGCUGUCCUCCCUGUGCCUGCCGAGGGCUUGGGGUGCCUGAGCUGCUCCAGGGCGAGCUGAGGUGGGACCAUGAGCGCUCUCGGGGGGCUCCUGCCUGUGCUGGUGCUGCUGCUCCCCUCCGCAGCUCUGCCCAGGAAGGAGGGAAGGGAUUCCCCGCUGGAAGCAGAAGGGAGAAGGGUGGCAAAUGGAAGUUUACAGGAGACACCCAGGUCCAGGAGGGCUGCUGCCACUCGCCUCUUCUCCGAGGCUGAGCCGGGAGCCAAAUGCCCUCAGGGGGAGGCUGAGGAGGGCGGCCCGGGCUGGUCCCGCUCUGGCCCGCAGCCCUGGCCCCUCGGGGGCCUGGAAGGGCCCGUGUGCAGGGUGAGGAUGGAGCAGGACGGGGCCACCGCGAGGCAGCUGGAGGUGGUGGGUGUGCUCAGCCACUACGAGAGCAGCUUCAUCAGACUGCUGAGACGGCGCCGGAGCUGGGACGGGAAUUUCCCGGGGACCUUCGGGCUGUGCCGGCCCGGGGAGGCCGGGGCUGCUCCCCAUCCCCUGCAGAGGAUCCACGAGCAUGUGCUGGAGCCGGGGCUGGAGAGAUUCCUCGUCCUGCACCUGGAGGAAGUGCAGUGGGAGGCGCAGGUGAAGCUGCGGUUCCAGCUGGUUUUUCCAGGCGGAGGUGGGACGGGCCUGGGAGAGCUGCAGGCGGCCGUGAUGCUCUUCUACUUGGGCCGCCGGGAGGGCCGGAGCUCCGGGUCCCCGCAGGAGCUGCUGGCCACCGGCCCGGGGCUGGCGCGGGACCAGAGGCUCUGCCUCUCCAGGGACACGCAGUACCUGGCCCUGGCCGCCGCCGCAGCCUCCGUCACCCGCAGCGCGGAGCGGCUCCGCUUCUCGGCUUCCCUGGCCAUCCACGGCGCGGGAGGUGCCCCCCUGCCCCGCGCGGAGGUGCAGCAGCUCCUGUUCGGCUCCGAUGACAAAUGUUUCACCCGGAUGACCCCGGUGCUGCUGCUGCUGGCCAAGUCACGGCAGCAGGAGGAGGAAGAGGAGGAAGAGGAGCCUUUGGGCCCAUCCUCCUACCUCUCUGCCGAGGGGAUGGUGGACACAGCUCCGUACCCACAGCUCAGCCCACCCCAGGCUGGCACCGAGGCGCUGCCGAUCCCCACUGCCCCGAGCCACGGCAACACCUCGUCCCCAGCACCCGGUGGCAGCGCCCAGUUCCUGGCAACCCUGACCCGGUUCAUCCGGCAGCUCCUGAGCUCCUCCAGCGAGCCGCCGCCCCAGCCCAGUGCCCACCACCGGCUGGACUUCGAGGUGAUGGAGAACCUCCCUCACCAGCUGCUCAACCUGUCGGAGGAGGCGGCGCUGGAGCGGUUGGUGCAGUCGGAGGAGCCCUCGGUGCUGCUGCUGCCCCAGGACAGCGGGGCCGUGCUGGAGCAGCCUGGGGACUGGCAGCCGGAGGGCACCGUGCUGCAGCUGCUGAUGGGCAAACUGCAGGUGGUCAUCCAGGAGCUCAGGGACAUCCCGGCUUUCCAAGCCAACGCGGCGCUUUUCCAGCACCUCCUGACCUUCUGCUACUACCCAGCCGAGCCGGGGCAGGGAGGCGGCCGAGGGGAGCCGGGCUCUCGGAAGCUGCGCACGCUGCUGCUGCUGAAGGCGCUGCAGUCGGUGCGGGCGCGCUGGCAGGAGCGCAGGAAGGUGCAGCGGCAGAACCGCAGCGCCCGGCACCAGGCGCACUGCCGGCUGCAGGAGCUCACCAUCGACCUGCGCGACCGCCACUUCAUCAUCAUGCCCACCAUGUACGCGGCCAACAACUGCGAGGGGCCCUGCCGGCUGCCGCUCUCCGCGCGCAUCCCCAGCUACUUCUCGCACACGGUGCUGCUGCUGGGCAUGCAGGACCAGGGCUCGCCGCUGCGCAGGGCUCCGUGCUGCGUGCCCGUGCGCUACUCGGACCAGCUCAUCAUCAGCCUCUCCUCGGACGGGCUGGAGAUCCGCAAGUUCCCCAACAUGGUGGCAGAGGAGUGCGGCUGCCGGUGAGGCUCCCACCGGCCUCCCCGCUCACCCCACCCCGGUCCCUCUCCCGGUUUGCCCUCCCGGCUCGGGAUCUGGUGCUUCUCCCGAGACGGGAGCUCCCGUGUGUCCUUUCCCCAUGGUUUGGCUCGUUAGCAUCGCUCUGGUUCUGGGUUCAUCCAUGCCUGUCCCUGGGGCUGCUCCAUGUUCCGCUGGGGAUGUGCCCCUCCCGCUGCUGAGGGUGCCCGAGGUGCCCGUGGGCUCGGACUUGGCUGGGUACGGGCACGGCAGGGCCGUGGGGCGAGGACAAAGCUUGGCAGAUCCAGAUUCUUAUUUAUCGCUCGCUCUCUGCUCCUGUAGUGGCUGGGAAGGGCAGCUGCUGCUUCCUCCAAGCCUUGCAGCAUCCUCUGGCCAUUCCUCAGCCCACGGCCCAUCACGGGACCCCUGUGACAGCAGAGCAAGAGGCCAAAUCCCCUCGCAGAGCCCAGCCUGGCCCUGGGGACACGUCUCUGUGUGAGCUGCGGCUGUGAGGAGCCGCUGGCCGUGUUCUGGGGCUCCGGGCCAGGUCACAUCUGCGUCACCCCGCGCUGACCCCGGGAGGGGAGGAGGGAGCGAUCCCGUUUCACCUCCCGGGCUGCUCACACCAUUAAUGGGAGCAGGAGCAGCCGGCUGCCGCAGCACCUGCUCCGCGUCCCCGCCGGCCUCAGCUCCGGCCGCCUGCCCCAGAUCAUCUUCCAGCUGAGCCCGGCCCUGGGAGCAGCUCCUGGGCUUGUCCUGGCUACACCUCCUCGGGUUUUGCAGUGUCCCCACGGGGAGGCCCGGCUGGAGGUUGGUACCCCCAGUUCCAUCUCACAGCCCUGCAGGAUUAACCCUGAAAACACACCCACACAUAACCAGGGACAAAACACAUAACCAGGGACAAGGGCUUUUCUCGUUUUCCUUUUCCCCCCCCUAUUUUUAAAAAGCAUUCAGUUGAAUACCUUAUUAAAAAUGAAAAUAGUUUAUUUUAACUGCUGUUGAUUUAGCAAAUACUGAAACCUGCCAUGGGUCGGGGCUGUGAACAUCUCUGGCUGUGCUAUUGCUCUUGUGUUUCCUCCCUAAAAGCGACUCGGAGAAGGCGAGGCCCACAGGGAUCCCCGGGUGAAGGGCUCCAGCCCUGCUCUGUCACCUUCUGGGCCACCCUGCAGCGAUGGCACUGGGCUGGGGAGGUCGGGGUCUGUCCCUGGUGUCCCUCUGAGGACGGCUGCAGCCUGGUUCUGUAACCCAGAAUAUUCUUCUCUCCUGAUUUGCUUUCAAUAAAACCAUUAACCCAAGA